AUGACCUGCAUUCCUGCAGAGAUAGAAAUGACCUGCAUUCCUACAGAGGUAGAAAUGAACUGUAUUCCUACAGAGGUAGAAAUGGCCUGCAUUCCUGCAGAGGUAGAAAUGACCUGCAUUCCUGCAGAGGUAGAAAUGACCUGCAUUCCUGCAGAGGUAGAAAUGAACUGCAUUCCUACAGAGGUAGAAAUGGCCUGCAUUCCUACAGAGGUAGAAAUGACCUGCAUUCCUGCAGAGGUAGAAAUGACCUGCAUUCCUGCAGAGGUAGAAAUGACCUGCAUUCCUGCAGAGGUAGAAAUGGCCUGCAUUCCUACAGAGGUAGAAAUGACCUGCAUUCCUACAGAGGUAGAAAUGGCCUGCAUUCCUGCAGAGGUAGAAAUGACCUGCAUUCCUGCAGAGAUAGAAAUGACCUGCAUUCCUGCAGAGGUAGAAAUGAACUGUAUUCCUACAGAGGUAGAAAUGGCCUGCAUUCCUGCAGAGAUAGAAAUGACCUGCAUUCCUACAGAGGUAGAAAUGAACUGUAUUCCUGCAGAGGUAGAAAUGACCUGCAUUCCUACAGAGGUAGAAAUGAACUGUAUUCCUGCAGAGGUAGAAAUGGCCUUCAUUCCUACAAAGGAGAAAUGA
This is a messenger RNA of Haliotis rubra (blacklip abalone), 624 nucleotides long. RefSeq lists its product as uncharacterized. The record is from RefSeq and is a predicted model, not a curated record. The transcript has a single exon. NCBI's taxonomy places the organism in Eukaryota, Metazoa, Mollusca, Gastropoda, Lepetellida, Haliotidae. Bases 1 to 624 code for a protein of 207 amino acids.